Messenger RNA from Tympanuchus pallidicinctus (lesser prairie-chicken), 4954 nucleotides. It is a transcript of the gene COBLL1, whose product is annotated as cordon-bleu WH2 repeat protein like 1. Bases 267 to 3740 code for a protein of 1157 amino acids. The record is from RefSeq and is a predicted model, not a curated record. The transcript has 14 exons. NCBI's taxonomy places the organism in Eukaryota, Metazoa, Chordata, Aves, Galliformes, Phasianidae. Gene Ontology annotation, molecular function: actin monomer binding.
AGUCGGGACGGGAACAGCGAGACUGUGUCUGCGCGGGCGGGGGUUCCGCGUUUCAAGUUUCUCGCCGCCAAGUUGUUUUUUUGUGUGUGUGUGUGUGCGCGUGGUUUGGUUUUUUUUUCGUUUUCAUUCCCCGUUUCUCCGCUCGAGGUGUGGUUUGGCGAGCGGCCGCCCCGGCACAGGCAGCCGGAUGCCCGCGCUCGGGGGUGAGGCGGGACGGGGCCGCUUUCCGCAGCCCACCCCGCGCAGGUGAGGCGGGUCCCGCAAGCAUGGCUGGCUGUUCUCCGCAGACGGCCGUCCUGCCGUCCUCCGGAAGAAAAGCUAAAGCACCUCCUCCUCCAUCUGAAGCCAGAACGGUCACUGAUUGUCCAUUUGAUGACACAGAAUCAGCCAACAUCAUCAUGGAACAGAAAGAGAAUGUAAUUGAUAAAGACAUUGAACUGUCAGUGGUCCUGCCAGGAGAUGUGAUCAAAUACACUACGGUUAAUGGGAGGAAGCCCAUGAUGGACUUGCUGAUCUUUCUCUGUGCACAGUAUCAUUUAAACCCCUCAAGUUACACAAUAGAGUUGAUAUCAGCAGAAAACAGCCAGAUUAAAUUCAAACCUAAUACACCAGUGGGAAUGCUUGAAGUGGAAAAGGUCAUUCUGAAACCAAAACAAGUGGAUAAGAAGAAACCUGCUCCAGUGAUACCAGAGCAAACAGUAAGAGUAGUGAUAAACUACAAGAAGACACAGAAGACGGUAGUAAGAGUUAGUCCAUAUUCACCUCUUCAAGAACUCAUACCAAUUAUCUGUAGUAAAUGUGAAUUUGAUCCUUCAAACACUGUUUUACUGAAGAAUUAUCAGUCUCAAGAAGCACUUGAUGUGACAAAAUCUCUUAAUGAUCUUGGCCUAAGAGAAUUAUAUGCCAUGGAUAUCAGUCGAGCCACAUCACCAGUUGACUUAAACUUGCCAUCCUUGAAAGACUCCUAUCGUGUGUCUGAAAACUCAGAUGUUUUAAAAGAGAAAGAAAACAAAGGGUUUUUCAGCUUUUUUCAACGAAGCAAGAAAAAAAGAGAACAAACUGCCAGUGCCCCAGCAACUCCAUUAAUGAGCAAGCCAAGGCCAACAUUUACCACGAGAUCUAGCAGUGUUAGCAAGCAGUAUGAUUCCAACACUCUGCCAUCUGAAAUGCCGAAAAAACGGAGAGCUCCUCUACCACCUAUACCAAAUUCUCAGAGUGCCCCCCAGGAACUUGCAGAAGUCAGGACAGAAGCUGGUACUGUGAAAUCUAACAGCCUUGACAGAAACGAACAGGCCCCUUCGGGAUUAGUAAGAAAAGGUUCUCUGCCGCUCAGUGACACAGCUUCUGUGAACUCUCUACGGAGGAUGAAGCGCAAAGCACCCUCACCACCCUCUAGAACACCAGAAGAUCAAAGUGAAAGCAGUAAUGAGACUGUAACAGAGUCAACAGAAUCAGUCCUUACUGAAGUGGAAGGAAGAGCUGGUGAAAUGCAGUCUGAAACAGGUGCAAGGACCUCAGAAUACAGUCUGGAAGAAAUUGAUGAAAAGGAAGAGAUGUGUGUGCAGGAGGGAGAAGAAAAUGGAAGUAUAGAUACCGCUCUCAGGACAGGAGAGUCUACUGCAGCCUUCAGCUCUACAGAGGUACCACUGGAAACUGAAAGAAAUGAUCGUGCUUCAUCAGUUCCUGUUCCUGGCACUGUUUCUGUAGACAACUCACAAAGCUUCAAGGAAGAAAAGCAAGAAAAUAUGAGCACAGAUGGCAAAGAACUACAGACUCAGAUAAGCAGUGACCAAGCUGCAUUUGAGAUAGACAGGAAGCUUAGAAUUUUGGAACAAAAUAAAAAUUAUGAUCACAGUGAUAGAACACUUCUUACAACAAAUGAAGAAGGGGGAGAAGAGCAAACAGCAGAAAUUAAAGCAGUAGAUUUCAGGGAAAGCAAACUUGAAGUUGACAGACUAUCAAACUGCCAAGUGUCUAAAAAUGACAUUGCCAUAAGUCAUAGGAAUUACACUCAACUGAUUCCAGGAAAGCAAGAUCAGAAAGCAAGUCAAACCAACCUGGACACCGUAAAAACUCAGGAUGUUGCAAUUCAGACAGGUCCAUUGGUUAGCAAUUUGGAAAGGACUGUGCAGAAAGAAAUGUUUGUCCCCCAAGACUAUGAAUCAUCCACAUUCAAAGGAAUGGUCCUUCAACACAAUACAGACACAAACAACCCUGGUGUUCGGGUGAUGCAAGGAAUAUGUAAGAAUGAAGAAACUUCAACAGAAGAAAAUCUUCAGAGACAAGAAGUUUCAUAUGAAAAAACGAUACCCAUGAAAGAUGAAAUUCAUAUUUGUACAAAUGGCAGUAAUGUUACUUCGCCAGAAACAAUUACAAAAACUCCAGAUGGGUCUCCUAUAAGGGGUUACCCUCUUUAUAGACAAGACAUGAAACCUAAACCUAAGCCUGCUAAUGAAAUUACAAGAGAUUACAUACCAAAAAUUGGAAUGACUACUUACAAAAUUGUGCCUCCUCCAAAAUCCUUGGAAACAAUGAAGAGCUGGGAAUCAGAAGCUAGAGAUUGUAAGGAUCAAGAGGUAACUGCUUCCAAAAACUCUCUGAAGUAUGAAGACGCCAAAGAAUUCAUCAUGCAAACUGAAAUUCCUCAUCUUCCAAAAAGUACAGGUCACUUACAGACUGGUCUGCAAAAUAUACCUGCUGCAAAAAAUGAUCUGCUGCACAGAGUGAACAGCAUUUCUGAACAUGGGGUGCCAUCUGGAGCUAGGGUUACCACUGAGGUCAAUCAAAUAGAAACAGUGUCUUCUAAACAGCAUGUUCCACUAAUGCUAAGCUUAAGUAAUUCAAAUACUUCUUCUGAGACUCAGGAGAAGUCAAAUGCACUAAGUCCUACAACUAAGCCUAGUUCUUUUUAUCUGCAGAUGCAGCGCAGAGUUUCAGGUCAUUAUGUAUCAUCUGCAAUUGCCAGAAGUACCAUUUGUGCUCCUAAUUCCAUUCAAAAUGAAGUUAAAAAUACAGAGAUGAAAAAAAAUAUCUCAUCACCUGAUGAAACUUCUUCAUUACAUACAACAAGUAGCUCCUCUUCUCCAGCAGAUGAAGACAAGGAUGAUGAUGGGAAAAAACUUGAAUCCUCCAUUUCUCCUGUUAAAAACAAUAAACCACCCAGUUUUCCCUCCUGUCAGCCAGCACCAUUGAACCUAAAAACUCUAAGAACUUUUGCAGUUCCAAAGCCAUACUCCAGUUCGAGGCCAUCCCCUUUUGCACUUGCUGUCUCCUCAGCAGUCAAAAGAUCACAGUCAUUCAAUAAAACGCGUACAACCUCUAGCCUGGCACCAAGAGAAGAAUUUCCUGUUGAACUCUCAUCUGCCUCUUCUACAGCUGAAUUCUCCUCAGCUGCCUCCAUGCCUCAAGUGAAAAACCCUUCCUUACACAGCAUCACGGGAGGGCCACAGUAUAGUCUAAUGGAUAAGAAAAGCAGCAAUGUGAGCAAUAAUGAGCAACAGAUUCAGGCACAGUCAGGUGCUUCAGCUGACCACUCACGCCCUGUCAUUAUGAGACAAACCUCAAUGCCAGUCCAGCGCUCUGACCCAGAACAGAUCCACCAGAGCUUGCUGGCUGCAAUCCGCUCUGGAGAAGCCGCUGCCAGAUUGAAAAGGGUUGGUCCUCCAUCAAACGCUGCAUCUGUCAAUGGGAGAGCCAGGCGUAACCAUUUGUAUUCCACAGAAGCGAAAGCGAAUCGCUAGAUAUUAUACCCAAUAUUUUGCACUUUACUGCUCCUUCAUAGGCCACCCUAACAGUAACUACCAGUUUUUGAAAGUGAUUAGUAUAUUUUUAUCAGUUGGUAUAGGAAUAUGACACUGGGUUCCUUUGAUGCCUUGGAAAAGAUUAUUAGAAUAUGUAAAUUAUGGUAAUAAUUUUCUCUAUAUAAAGCUGAUUAUGCUGCUAAAAAGGUUUAAGAGAAGGUGCAGAUGAGCUCUGCUUAUGUGGGAAUGAAUGUCAAAAAUUUGUUGAUUUCAGCCUUCAAGACAGAGCAAAUGUAGCAGUAUGCUGAAAUUACAGAUAUAAAGCAAUCUAAGGAUUUUAGAUCAUUAAUUUUCAGUUGCAUAUUACUUUAACAGAUUGUAUGAAUUUAAAUCUACCACAUGCUGCCUCCAUAUUACUUUGUUAAAUUAAAUUUGUAAUUAGUAGAAAACUAUAUGUGAUAAACUAUAUGUGAUACUUUUGUUUCUCUUUAAAAAAAAAAAAAAAAAAAAGGAAAAAAAAAAAGAAAAAGAUGUUGUUCUUGCAGCUGAUGUAGUUGGGAUAAGUAUUUUGGUUUUAAAUCUCCUUGAAUUUUUUCCUGGUAGGAUAUAUUAAAGAAAAAAAAAAUCAGGGCAUAAAUUAUUGGCAAUUUUUGUACUACUUAAACUUUUCUUAACAUUAGCACUACAUGAUGUUUCCAAUCUUCUCUUUGAGUAAUUGUAUAUACUGUUUCCCUAGCACUCAGAUGAACAACGCCUUUUGUGAACUAGAUAUAUUUUUAAAUGUUCAUCAGUAUACAGUCACUUAUGGAUAAAAUGCAAAUUCCAAUUUUGAUACUUAAUGAAAUUUUAAAAAUGUAUAAUUGGAUAUUUGAAUAAGAAUGAACUUUGCACUUGUUCAUAUAAAAUAUUUUAAUCUUAAAACAGCAUGAUAAUACACUUAUAAAGCAUUCUUGUGUCAGAGAGCUUCUAUUUAUAGAGACUAAGCGUUAAAUACCAAAAUUGGAAUGAAUAUAUAUAUAAAUAUAUAAAAAGAAAAUGUUUCCUAUUAUAUUUUAUCUAUUUUUCAUUUCUUGUCAAGAUGAGACUUUUUGGGAGAGUGGAUAUUGGCUCACGUUCAUGAUGAAAUAGCUAGAUUAUGGAUAUGCCGCUGGGAUAUUUGCCAUAUUAAAAUAUUUUCUUGCUGGAUUUGAUUUAAAUAAAAAUAAUUAUAUUUA